This is a messenger RNA of Lactuca virosa, 345 nucleotides long. The record is from the annotation of a GenBank genome assembly. Lineage: Eukaryota; Viridiplantae; Streptophyta; Magnoliopsida; Asterales; Asteraceae.
AUGAAGGAAUCUCCAAAUUGGCUAGAAAUGCCUUACGAUUUGAUGGAAAAUAUACUUCAAAGAUUAGAUACCGUGGAAAAACUCAGGAGCGCAGGUAACGUAUGCAGAACUUGGUGGAGAAUUUGCAAAUAUCCGGCGAUGUGGAAGGUCAUCGAUAUUCACAUAUUGCAGGAUGGUUGUGAUACGAAUCACAAAAUCGAGAUGCUGACUAAGCAGGCAGUCAAUCUCAGCUGUGGGGAGCUGAUCGAUGUCAGUAUCGACGGCUUUUGCACCGAUGAUCUCCUCGAUCAUAUUGCGCUACACUCAAGUAAGUUGAAGCAUCUUUACCUCUGUCCUCUGGUGUGA